Messenger RNA from Pseudopodoces humilis (Tibetan ground-tit), 1656 nucleotides. Lineage: Eukaryota; Metazoa; Chordata; Aves; Passeriformes; Paridae. The record is from RefSeq and is a predicted model, not a curated record.
GUGGCCGGCCCCGCCAUGGCGGAGCGGGAGGAGCGGCGCUUCGUGGAGCUGCCCCGGGACUCGGUGAGGCUCAUGGCGGAGAGCGCCGGGGUGGAGCUCAGCGAUGAGGUGGCGGCGCUGCUGGCCGAGGAUGUGUGCUACCGGCUCCGGGAGGCCACGCAGAACAGUUCCCAGUUCCUCAAGCACACGCGGCGGCGCCGUCUCACCGUGGAGGAUUUCAACCGAGCGCUGCGGUGGAGCAACGUGGAGGCCGUGUGUGGCUGUGGCUCCCAGGACUCGUUGCCGUUCCGGCCGCUCCGGGACGGGGAUUUGUUCUUCCCCGAGGACCGCGAGGUCAACCUGGUGGAGCUGGCACUGGCCACCAACAUCCCCAAGGGCUGUGCCGAGACCACCGUCAGGGUCAAAUCCGUCAGCCACGACCUGGAGCAGCUGAGCCGGCUGCUGCACCUGGCCCGGAGCCUGAUCCAGAACCCGUUCCUGUGCCUGGGCUCGUACUCGUGCAGUUUGGUGGCCUCGGUGCUCUACUGCGUCCUGGAGCCGCUCGCCGCCUCCAUCAACCCCCUCAACGACCACUGGACCCUGCGCGACUACGCCGCGCUGCUGCUGGGCCGCAUCUUCUGGAGUCACGGGGAGUUGGUCAGGGGGCUUUACCAGCAGAUCCUGCUCUCGCUCCAGAAGGUUCUGGCGGAUCCGGUGCGGCCGCUCUGCUCGCACUACGGGGCCGUGGUGGGGCUGCACGCGCUGGGGUGGAAGGCGGUGGAGCGGGUGCUGUACCCCCACCUGGCCACCUACUGGCCCAACCUCCAGGCCGUGCUGGACGAUUACUCCGUGUCCAACGCUCAGGUCAAGGCCGACGGCCACAAAGUCUACGGAGCCAUCCUGGUGGCCGUGGAGCGGCUGCUGAAGGCCAAGGCUCAGCAAUCCCCGGGGUUCGGGGGUCCCGAGGGGUCCCCCCGGCACAGCCCCCGCCGUGCGGAGCCCCCGAACCCCGAGCUGGGCUUUGGCCGCCCGUUGUUACCGGGGGGCGGCGGGGGCGCCCCCCCCGCCUCCUCCUCCUCUUCCUCCUCCUCUUCCUCCUCCUCCUCCUCCUCCUCCUCCUCGCCGCUCUCGCCGCCGCCGCCGUCGCUGCGGGACAUGUACCGGGAGCUCUACGAUUUUUUCGGGGACAGCCUGGCCGCUCGCUUCGGUACCGGAGCCCCCGCCGAGCCCCCGAGCCCCCCGGGCGCGGCCGAGGGCGCCCGCAAGGAGCCCCCGGCCGAAGGAGCCGCCCGCAAAAUGCCGCAAUUGACCAACGCCACGGUGAGCCCGAGGGACGAGGAGCCUCCCCCGGGCCGGCCCGCCCUGCACCGAGCCCCGGGACCCCCACCCCGGCCCCGCGGGACCCCCCGCACCCCCUCCGGUCACCGGCCCGGGGCUCGGGACGUGUUCCAGAAAUGUCGGUUCGCUCCUCGGGGGCCUCCCCGCUUCAGUUUCGUGAUCGCGGGGCGGCAGACGGGGCGGCGCUGCCCCGGCCGGAGGUUCCAGACGAGUUUCCCGCAGCCCCCCGGGGCCGCGCUGGGUUCCCGGUACGCGCAGCGGCUCCCGAUGAUCGGCCGGACCGGGCGCGCCCCGCGCCGCUGGCCACGGGCCGAGUACUCGCUGCUGCUGCUGCUCUGA